This is a messenger RNA of Rhododendron vialii, 3415 nucleotides long. RefSeq lists its product as uncharacterized. The record is from RefSeq and is a predicted model, not a curated record. The transcript is spliced from 11 exons. Bases 219 to 2912 code for a protein of 897 amino acids. NCBI's taxonomy places the organism in Eukaryota, Viridiplantae, Streptophyta, Magnoliopsida, Ericales, Ericaceae.
UGGCGGUUCAAUAACUAAUCCAUCUCUCCCAAAAGUUUGAACGUUUGCCGCCUAAAACAACGUUUCUCUCUCUCUCCCCCGCCUUACCCUUAUUUCCUCUUCUUCUCUCUCAAUUCCCAUUCCCAAGUUCAACACAUCCAAAUCCUCCAUUGUUACCCAAACCCUAGCUAGCCCUCACCAUCACUUCACCAAUCCACCUCAAAAAAAAACACCUCCGCAUGGAAAGCGACGACGAUUACGAAUCCUUCUCUCCUCCCCAACAACCCUCGCCCCCGCUCCACCACCGAAAGCUCAAACGCCUGAAGAAAUCAAUUCACGUUGCGAACGGAGUGGUGUCGGUCGAAAAAUCGCUAGAAUCGCGGGAUCUGGAGUCUCGGCGGGCACAUGAGGCCUUUGGAGGUGAAAAUGAGUCGAAUUCUGGUUUAGGGUUUGAUGACGUUGGCGACGGAUGUGAAAAGAAAAUGUUGGAUCGAAGCGGGGGAGUGGGAGAAAAUGAAUUGGAGGGUUUUGGUGUUGAAAAUGAGUUGAGUUCUGGUUUUGGUGGUAGGCGAUUUGGCGGAGGUCGUGAGGAGAGUAAGAGGGACUUAGGGUUUGAUAAUUUGCAUGGGGAAAGGUCGGAUUGGAGCGGUGGAGAGGGAGAAAAUGGGGCGGGUUUGGAGAUGGAGAGAGUGAAGGAGAAGCGGGUUAACGAAGGGGGUUUGGAUGGAUCUGAGGAAUGUGAUGGUGGUGGUGAUGAGUUGAAUUGUGCGAUGGAUGGGGUGGGAGUCGGUGGAGAGCGGAAGGAAGCGAAGAGGGUUUUGGAUUUUGAUGAUGUUGGUGGGAGAGUUGAGGAGAAACGGGUUAGCGAAGCGGAUUUGAAUGAAUCUGAGGAAUGUGAUGAUGUUGGUGGUGAUGAGACAAAUUGUGGAUUUGAUGGCGUGGGAUUUGGAGAAGGUCGGAAGGAGACUAAGAGGGUUUUGGAUUUUGAUGAUGUUGGUGAGGGAUUUGAAGGGAAAGAGUCUGAUCAAAGUGGUGGAGUGGAAGGAAGUGCAGCGGAUUUGAAGGCAGGGAGACGUGAGAAGAAACGGGUUAGUGAAGAGGAUUCGAGUGAAAGUAAAGGGAACAAGAAGAAGAAGAAGAGUGGUAAGAGUGAUGGUGAUGUUGUGAGGCCCAAAACAUCUUCUUCCAAUAGAAGAAGGGAAGAAAAGGAAAGAAAAAUUUAUCUGCAGCAGCUUCAUGCCGAGUCUCAGAGACUCUUGCGAGAAACUAGAGAUGCCACCUUUAAGCCUGUUCCAGUUGUACAAAAACCUAUAUCAUCCGUGUUGGAGAAGAUUCGACAAAGGAAGCUUGAGGUGUUGAAGAAAACUAUUAGUCUGCAAAAUAAAUGGUCUGCUGCUGCGAACAAUGCAAAUUUGAUGGAGGACAAAAUGGACCUUGAUUCAGAAAAAGUCGUUGCCGUAGAGAGAGAAGUUGAUAUAUCUGUUGAAGUGGUGCAAGAGGAGACAAUAGUGUGUCAUGCUGAUGUGGAGAGUGGGGUGGAUGUAUCUCAUGUGGAUGGAACUCAGGAAGAAGCAAGACAGUCAAGUGAUGAAAAUACUCCCUCCCAAUUGGCUGUGGAUGAGCAAUCAAUGCAUGCAUUUCGAGCUCCAGUUGACGAUACUCAGGAUCUGUUUGGUGAUUCUCAAUCAAGUGAAGGGAAAGAUACCUUGUAUGAUGACCAGAAUGAUAGUCCUACGGAAGAAAUUUUGGCACCAUCUCUCCUUGCAAUGAACUUGAAGUUUGAUUCCGCUCCUGGUGAUGACAUUUCUGAUGACGAAGAGUACAAUGACAAGGAGAACAUUGCUCCAGAUAGAAAUGAUAAUGGAUUAUCUUCUCCACAAGGUGACCCUGUUAAAGCUUUUGUUGAUGAUGAAGCUGUGGAAGAAGAUGACAGUGACAAUGACCUAAUGCGCUUCCAAGAAGAUGAAGAAGAUGGGGACAUUGAAGAUUACGACGAACUUAAGGAUCUGAUAGCAACUGGGUAUGAUGAGAAGCCAAUUGAUAACGAAAUGCGCAAUGAACUUCAUCAGAAGUGGUUGGAGCAACAGGAUGCAACUGGGACAGACAAUCUUUUGCAGAGACUGAAGUUUGGUUCAAUACUCAAAGACACAGGUUUGCUUGAUGAGGACGAAGAAGAAGGAGAAGAUAAUGAGGAUGAUGAAGAAUUUGGGGAUGAAGCUGUGGAAAACAAUGCAAAAGCAAGUGUGGUUCGAAUGAAUUCAAGAAAAGCAAAGCAAAUGAUUCCUCACAUGUUUUCUGAUAUGAAUGAUGGUUACUUAUCUGACGGCGAAGAGACAGAGAGAAAGCUAGCUAAACAGCGACUUCUUGAUAAAAGUGAAGAGCAAGUUACCUUGUUGUCUCCAGCCAAGGAUGAGAGUUGUAGAGAAGUGUUUGGCCUCAUAAAGAAGUUGAAUAUCGUGCCUGAUGCCAAAAAGAAAGCAAAAACAUCAUCAUUUUUUGAUAAGAUGCUAACAGGAAGAAGUAGCAAUGGCUCUUCAAAGUCAUCUUUCCUCGGUCGAGCAACAAGCAAUUCUCUUCCGUUGUCUCAUAAGAAAGGAGCAAGCACAGUUCGCUCUUUCAUUUUCGGACGGGAUGACAGUAAUAGCAGGAAUUCAGCGUCAAUAUCAGAGGAUUCUUCUGAUGUGAUUCCAAGAGAAAAUCUACCAGCAAGGAAUACAGUGGCCAAAUUCAGUAGCUCACAAUCCAGAGUGAGUAUUCAAAGUAGAAAGGAUCCUGCAGAAGCUGUUUCCGGUGCUUCACUUUUUGAGAUUUUGAAGCGAUCAUCAAUGCAGUCAAAUGUUUGUAACCAGGAUACUACGGUUGGUCUAACGCAAACUGUAUAUGCUGCGUUUAAAAUUCCAAAGAAGCCGGUAAAGAUCGAAGGAAGGAGCUAGAACAACCUAGGGAAUUCCACUACAUUUUUGGGCCAUUCGUUGUGGGAAACAGAACUCCAUGAAGACUAUGGUGCUAAGACUUGCUCUCUCUGCCACCAUGUAUCGUAUACGAGGGGAAAGGAAUUGUUGGAGUUUUCCGGACUGACAAAUGGAUAAGGAAACAGUUGGCAUGAAGUUCAUCAAGGAUAUCAGGCAUUGCAUGGAGAAAUAUAUGCCUAUCACAGCAGAAAAACCAAAAAAUUGCUGAAGUUUGGGAAGGCUCUAGCAGAUUGUUUAGCUCAUAGCAUUGACUUUUGGCCAUAGUUAUUUUUUAUUUUUGUGAGUGUGUUGUCUUUUGGUGUGAGCUCUCAUCAAGGCUAUGCCGUGGCAUUUGGUUCUUGGUUUGCUGGUUCUUUGUGAAUUUCUUACCAAAAUGAAAAAAACAGACAUCUCCGGUCCCGGAUAUCUGAUGUAACGGCAAUUUCGUGCAUUUGUGGAGGUGAAAGAGAGCUCAUUAAAUUUUA